Messenger RNA from Colletotrichum navitas, 831 nucleotides. RefSeq lists its product as uncharacterized. Lineage: Eukaryota; Fungi; Ascomycota; Sordariomycetes; Glomerellales; Glomerellaceae. The coding region runs from base 1 to 831 and encodes 276 amino acids. The record is from RefSeq and is a predicted model, not a curated record. The transcript has a single exon.
AUGAAGUCAACAUUACUUGGCUUCGCCGCCCUCGCCGCCCUCGUGGCGCCCGCUGUCGCCAUCCCCCUCUUCUCUACCGACUCGGGCUUUGCCCCUAACAAUGACACCACCCACUACGAAUCGGUGCGUUCCAAAGGGGGCGUCGUCCCGGCCAAGGUUAUGGAAGAGGCCUGCCUAAAGUGGUGCCCACGCGUCGUCCCCGGGCUCCAUGCCUACAAACAGCCCGCUACAUUUGCCUGCAGGCUCCGCUGCCGCUCAGACGCCUACCGGGUGAGCCGCCAGGAAAACUCGGAAGACGCCAAGAAUAAAACCCGAGUUAAGGAGUUUUUCCGCGAGCCAGUCGUCCCGCUUGAGCUCGGGCUGUUCCUCAAGAAGCACCGCUUAUUCAACACGACCGGUAUCGAGAGCCGAAGCGAGGACGGCAUGGCUUCUCAGGUUGCUGCCGGAGGAGAUGACGUUAAGAUAGACCCCAAAAAGCCGAAGCGCAACCCCUGCGCCUGGCCGUCUGAGUGGGACAAUUCCUCGGAGAGCCAAAGGGAGAUGGAUGCCUGUCUCAAGUCCUGUCCCGUCGGCUCCUUCUCCGGCGCCUGCCUGCACCCUUGCUUUUUGGAGAUUACGGAGAGGCGGUGCGGAGAGAAGAGGGCAAAGGAGUACGAGCACGAGGGUGCAGAGCACUGGGCCGGGAUCCGGAGGCAGUGGGGGCCGUUCAUUCCGGGGGUUCCGGAAAAGUUGGUGAAGCUACCCCAAUUCCUCAUAGAUUAUCCUCUCCCCCCUCCCAAUUAUCCUGGUGGUCUCCAUAUUAUUCCCAACGAAGAACCACUCCUGGACUAA